GAAUCUCCAAAGCAAGACUUGCUGGCUCUGGAACUGGCAUCUGGCAUUGGUUUUGAAUGCAGUCUUGAGGUGCUGAUCCCUCUGUGUACCUGUUAUGGGAGCUUUCAAACUUAUUAUGUCUCUGGAUUCCUACCCAGCAGUUACUAACUGAAGAACAAGGACUUUCAGUAGAAAAUCAAUUGAAAGAAAAGGACACUUGGGACAUUUCAAAUGAAAUACGGGAAUCAGUGAUAACUGGACAGUUUGUGAGUUUUCACGCUAGUGACAUUUUGCUUUUGUAAAUUUUAUAUGUGUACAGGAAGGAGGCUUUCAAUAUAGCUAUUACUGAAAAAAAAUCAGAAACUAUUCAACAUGGCUUUUGUAAAUAUGCCAUCAAAUAUGAGGUUUUUCACUUGUGUUGUGCUAGCCUCAGUUUUCAUUAUUCAAAGUGCUGCCCAAACAGGGCCUGGCAUCCACUCUAAAGUCAGAGAGGGGGGUUCAGCGGGGCUCUAUGUGGGCAACAUCGCCACGGACGCCAACUACACCCGGCGUUUUAGUGACCCUGUGUUACAACAACUCCGGUAUAACUUCCUUACUCAGGGCUACCCAGGGACCCGAUAUUUUAGACUAGAUAACCAGACUGGCGUUAUCAGGACCUCGGAAACUAUUAACCGUGAGGAAGUCUGUGCUGACGAUCUCUCAGUACGCUGUUUGGUCGAUUUGGCUGUUUCUGUGAAAAAUGUUCCAGUGCAAUAUGUAGAAAUAAUCAAAGUUCAGGUGGAAAUUGAGGAUACCAAUGACAAUUCUCCCAGCUUCCCGAGUGACAGUUUAGACUUUGAGGUAUCUGAGUCUGUGUCUGUUAAUCAUACUCUCUUCACUAAUGGUGCUACAGACCCUGACUUUGGAACAAACUCAGUGCAACAUUACGAGCUGCUUCCCCAGAAUUCUGCCUUCGGUCUGGUACAGCAAACCACUGUAGAUGGAGCCACUGAGCUUGGGCUCCGCGUUCUUCAGCCAUUGGAUCGAGAAACCACAGAUUCAUACUCUCUCACAAUAAUUGCCAGGGAUGGCGGAGUGCCUGUACGCUCAGGGACAGUAAGAAUAAGUAUCCAAGUCCGAGACAUCAAUGAUAAUACUCCAGUGUUUGACCAAGUAGAUGGAUAUGAGAAGUCUAUUACAGAAACUGCUGGUCCCAAUUUCUCUGUGUUAACAGUCCAUGCUUCUGACCCAGACGAAGGUACUAAUGGUGAAAUAGCUUAUUCCUUCAGUAGUGGUACCUCAGCUAAAAUUCGAGCUCUGUUUGAUAUCAAUUCCAAUGGGUUAAUAACACUGAAAGGCAAUGUGGUAUAUGAUGACAGUCCCUACCAGUUCACAGUCUAUGCCACAGACCAAGGGACCCCAGAGGCGCGUUCGUCACGCACCACUGUCACAGUCAACGUUGUGGAUGUCAAUGACAACGAGCCCCUUAUUAACAUCAACAUUAUCUCCUCCAGUCCCGAGCCUCAGUACGCUGGGCAUGCAGUCAUGUGGGAAUCGGAAGGAGCAGGAAAAUAUGUCGCUCACAUGGCUGUCUCUGAUGCUGAUAGUGGGCCCAAUGGCCAAACCAAGUGUGAGCUGGCAACGCAGGACUUUAGACUUGUUAAGUAUCCCAAUGAUGAUAACAUGUAUAAGAUUCUCCUCGAUACAGAUUUGAAUCGAGAGGAGCGUAGUGAGUACAAUGUGACUGUGAACUGCUGGGAUGAAGGCAGCCCUCCACUGAGGUCUUCUGCAAGUUUUCUUGCAAUCGUGUUAGACGAGAAUGACAAUGAUCCAGUGUUUAGUCAUCAAAUUUACGGUGCACAGAUCGAAGAGAAUAAUGCUGUUGGGGCUCUUCUGGUCACUGUCAAUGCCACAGAUGCUGACAUUGGGAAUAAUGCCUUAAUUAAUUUCCAACUUAGCUCAGGCGCCGGUGGUUUGGUGACCCUUGACCCAUCCACUGGUGAGAUACGAGCCAAGAAGCAGUUUGAUCGGGAGACAACGCCUUCUUUUGAAUUCCACGUCAUAGCUGCUGACAGUGGUUCUUCUGCCAAUACUGCCACUGCGACAGUUAGUGUCACCGUCCUGGACCAGAAUGAUGAAAGCCCAGUGUUCAAGGGAAGCAACCUCCCAUAUGAGUUCAGAAUUAAAGAAAACCAGACCAGGUAUCAAUACGUGGGAGAAGUAUUUGCUGAAGAUCGCGACGAGGGCAGCAGCGGUCAGGUGUGGUACGGACUGGACCCCAACAGUGAGGGAGCAGAGCUCUUCACCAUUGAGCCCAACACUGGGAGGAUAACAACCAAUCAGAGCUUAGAUCGGGAACGUAAAGGUAGUUAUCGAUUGGUUGUCAUUGCCAGGGACAGAGGUACAACAGUUCAGAGCACAGCCAUUGAAGCUGAAGUCAUUCUCCUGGAUAUAAAUGAUAACCCACCUAACAUCAUAUAUCCCUAUGGUGAUAACAACACGGUGUCCCUGUCAUAUGGGACCCCAGUGGGAAUCACCGCAGCAACCAUUGUGGCAGAGGACAUUGAUUCCGGGGUCAAUGCUGAACUUGUAUACUCGUUAGAUAAACCCGACUCACACAAUAUCUUCAGAAUUGACCCUGCCACGGGAGAUAUCAUCAUUUCACGUGAAAUGCGCUUAGAUGAUAUAACCAAGAGCAGGAGCCGACCGUACAGACUCGUUGUUGCUGUAACUGACCAGGGUACCCCCUCAAAUCAAGUCCUUGUCGAUUUUUACAUUCAUGUCACCAAUGAUCCUUACGUGCCUCUAGUUGGUCCUAACAAGAGUCAGAUGGGAGAAGGUUUGGGUCAAAAUUUAAUCAUUGUUAUUGUAUUAGCCACAGUGUCAGCCAUUUUGGCCAUCAUCCUCGUCAUCGCCAUUAUUAUGAUCAAACGACAGAACAAAGACAACCAUGCAUACAACUGUCGUACUGAGGCACAGAGAGCCCUCAAUGGCAGUAAACGCUCUUUCGGCAGCAAUAACAGUAACAAUAACGACUUCAAGCCAGAGGAGAGUGGCCAGUGUGUCAUGAGAGAACAGCAGCUAACCCCACGAUCAGAGUCCAGCCUCCUUGGACGUCCCGAUGGGCAGGAGAUGAGACAGUCACCAGGGGGCGGCACUUUAUCUGGUACUGAGAUUUCCACGUUCAAGAGCCAUCCAUCCUUUACUUCUUCCAUAGAUCAGAAAACACUCGAGAACCCCCAAGCUACCAGUUCCCUCCUCCAAGUGACUCCUGAGUUGAUAUUUGAGUAUGCCAGGGACAAGCCCCAGGAGCUGAAUGCCCUGGCCCUUCACAAGGUGCCCCAGAAAGGAAACAGACAGCAACAACCUUGGGUGCUCUCUCAGAAAGAAAAGGAGGCCCAAGAACUUCUAGACAUUUUAAAGAAGCCAGCUAAUCAAAGUACCUCUAACACAGACAUAGACAGUGAGUGUUCUGGAGAGGUGUCUAAUACAGACAGUGGGAGGGGUCACAGCGAGGAGGAGACACAGGGCAUGGAGGGCCAGCAAGUCAGAGCCAAAAAAUAUGCACCAGCAAGAGAUCCUUACCAGCCAAAAUCCAUACUCCAUCCAAAUGCUCGCUUCCAUAAAAAUCGCACGAGCACAGAUAGUGGUGUUUUUAUGAACAAUAACCAAGGCAACAAGAAAAACAUUGGCCGAGUAUCGCAGGUCCCUCCAUGUGCAAUUCAAGUGGUCUCAGAGAAUAACGUGUGCAACCAAAAUAUUCCAAGAGUUCAGGGAAGUGGGAGGCAGGAAGCAGAUGAUCAUGGAAAAAUGCAUACCAAAGUACAUUUCAGUAGUGACAUAGAUUACCAUAGCAACAGCGGGGACUCCAAUAGUGAGCACAGGGACUCGGAUGGGUUUUCAGACUCUGAGUCCACUGGAAGUGAAUAUUCUAGUGGGGAUGUUGAGGAAGAGCUGAAUGUAACUGCAGAGAAAAUAAAUGCUCAGAAUAUGUCCACCGUAUCAGCAGCCAGCAGUUGCGUAGACCCCAACCAACUGUGCCUUGACAUCGACCAAAUGUUUUUUCAGGACAUGGUGGUAUAGUUCACCCGCCAUCUUAAUUUUUUUCCAAUUGCAAUGUGUAUUUUAAAAAUAUCAUCAUGAUUUUAUUACUACUUACAAAAAUUGUACUAUUGUACAGAUUGCAGUCAAAACUUUGGCGAUGUUAAUACAAAUUUUAUUUACAUUGGUGCUAUAUUUCACCCCUGAAAAUACUCAUUAUAACAUGCAAUUAUGUCGGUGUCAGUGGCAAUAAUAUGGGUCAGCAACUGCGACUGCUGGAUGUAGGGUGAUGAUCUAUUUUGUGGCAGGCAGUUUCUUUUAACACUUUCUCUGUGUGCACUGCUUUUUAAUGAAACCAAGGAAGGUAGAAUCUUUGAUCAGCAUUUCAUGUAUUCGUACUUGUUCUUGUUAAUCUUGACCAGUCCAGAAUGAGAAUAUUGAAGUCUUCUGAUGUGCCUUCUCAUGUCAUGUUUUAAUAUUUGGCUUGCUAUUUAUAUUAAAUUUUCACACCAGCUGAAAAGCUGUUUGGACAACUCUAGAUCAUUUAUUGCCUAACCAAAGAGUCCCAUUUGCUACCUAGAAGUUUUAUUAUUUCUACUAAAAUGCAAUUUUUUAUAUUAACAUUGAAUAUAUAUAUAUACACAUACAUAGGUAGAUGUAGUUUUUUAUUUUUGUUCAGUCGUGGGCGAUGCCAAUAACCAGUCAUAAAAUGGCCGGUGAUUUGUGCUAAUAGUUAGAUGUUUUUUUGCCUAGUCCAGGUCCAUAUGGAGCACAAUACGGUGGCCCUGGUAGUCUCAAGUUGGUGUUUGAACUGUUCUCUUUACAAAGAGAUAAAACAGCACAAGCUGUAUAUCUGUGCCCAGAAAUGGCAGAUUUCUGCUGUAGUAAAAUUAAUACAAUCUCUGUCAAAGUCUACCAGUAAUAUUAUUUUCAUUUAUGUAAACCUGGACAUCUUUGGCAAAAAAGAAAAAUAUGCUGAAGUGAUUAAAGAAACUGUAAAACUAUGCACACUAAGUGCUGUUUAAGGCUAUGCCAUGUAGUACCUAGUAAACUAAUUAGUUCAUAUGAAUAUAUUGACCGUCGGUGUCGCCGUUAUAUAUCGGAGAUGGAUGUUAAAUUGCCAAUAUGGUGUGCAUAUUAUUGGAAAAAUUGAACUUUGAGUUGCCACUUACUUUGUCAAUAUUAAUGUUCUCACUUGGUGAAUGUUUUAUUUUAUCAUUGUUCUUAUUUCAUCAUGAGAGCAAACAGAGUGAAUGUUCUUUUCUGAAUAAAUGUUUUAAUAUUUUUAUGUAAAAUUUUGUAAAUAAAGUUGAAUUUUUAAUUGAAAUAA
This is a messenger RNA of Lingula anatina, 5329 nucleotides long. Its product is annotated as protocadherin-1. Gene Ontology annotation, molecular function: calcium ion binding. Gene Ontology annotation, biological process: homophilic cell-cell adhesion. Gene Ontology annotation, cellular component: plasma membrane. The record is from RefSeq and is a predicted model, not a curated record. Lineage: Eukaryota; Metazoa; Brachiopoda; Lingulata; Lingulida; Lingulidae.